AUGAUCAUGCAUUCAACUAGCCUGUUUACAAAUCCAUAUGCAAUUGAAGUCGUAAGGACUAAAAAAGAAGAGCUAGUAGAAGGCAUAAACGACCCAGACCAUCUUCUGAACUGGCUGAUAGACAAUGUCGCUAAAGGCUAUCUUUCUGAGUUAGAGAAAACACUGGAAGAUAAUGAUAUUAAUGCACUGAACUCCUCAAGUGAAACACUUCUGCAUGUCGCAGCUGCUAAUGGGCAUCUAACGAUAAUGGAAUAUUUGAUCAGCAAAGGUGCAAAGACAGAUGUGAAGGACAAGAAAGGAAGAACACCGCUGCACAGGGCUGCUGAGAAAGGCCACGGUGAUGCAGUGAAAGUGCUUCUCCGAUGUGGUGCUUAUAUGUACAGUUUGGAUACGGAAGGCAAGACACCACUUCAUUUGGCUGCACAGAAUAAACACAGUCACAUACUGAAGAUGGUCCUGAAAGAAGAGGCAAGAAGCUACAGGAACCAGCACAACUUUUUGCACAUGGCAGCUCUUAAAGAUGAGAGCAGUCUGUCAAAGAUGCUUUUAAAGGCUGGCGCCUCCACUGAUGGAAAAGAUGAAAGAGGACAGACUGCUCUCAGUUAUGCUCUUUCUCAGGGGUCUGAAAAUACUGCAAAAGUACUGCUAGAAGCCGGAGCCAGUGUUGACUCCAAUACAGCCGAAAGAGCCUUCAACAGCAACCACCCAUCCAUCUUCAAAACACUACUAGAAUAUUCUAAAGAUUUGUCACCUGACAUAAUGAAGUCAGCUCUUUUUAGAGCUGUACAGAAAAAUCUGCAUGGUAUUGUAGCAGCUUUAAUUGACAGAGGUACAGAUAUAAACGCCUACAAUGAAAUGCAGUACACUCCUCUACUCCUGGCAUGUGAAACAGGCAAAGCUGAAUCAGCAGAAGUUCUAAUUGAAAAGGGAGCAAACUUCAGAAUAAAGACUCCUGCUUCACACACAGCUUUGCACUUGGCAGUUCAAGCUGGGGCUGCUUCCAUUGCAAAUCUGCUUCUGCGCAAAGGGAUGGAAGUUAACCUUAUGAACCAAGCUGACGAAACCCCGCUCCAUGUUGCUGCCCUUCAUAAUAAAGGAGCAUUAGUUGGCCUGUUAGUUAAUGCUGGGGCCAAAAUUAAUGCUGUCACUAAAGAGUUUGUUACUCCCCUGCAUAUUGCAAGUCAAAGAGGUAACACUGAUGUUGCCCAACAGCUGUUGCACCACAAAGCCAAUGUCAAUGUUAAGGAUAAGCAGUCAAAAUCACCUUUACAUUUUGCUGCUGAAAGGGGAGACAAAACAAUGGUAGAGAUGCUUCUGAACGCUAAUGCUGACCCCAAUGCACAAGACAAGGAGAAAAAGACUCCCCUGCACACUGCAGCUGUGAGAGGAUAUCUCAGUAUCGUGAAAGUUCUGUUAGCUAAAAAAGGAAGAUUCGGAGCUAAGGACAUGGAUGGAUGUACUCCAAUACACUAUGCAGCCACCAAAGGAAACACAGAGAUCGUAAAAAUUCUUCUGACAUCAGGGAAAAAUAAAAAUAUUGAUGACAGAAACAUUUGGAGAAAGACUGCACUGCAUAUUGCAGCGGAAUAUGGACACAGCGACUUGAUAAAUCUAUUACUGAGCCAUGGGGCAGCCAUUAAUGCCUUAGACAGCAGCAAGGAUACUCCAUUGCAUUGUGCAUGCAAGGCUGGUCAUUUUAAUGCUGCAAAUUCCCUCAUAAACUGGUCAGAAGGAGAAAAAGCAAAUUUACUAGCUGCUAAUAGUCUCAAAAAGACCCCAUUGCAAGUAGCAGAAUUUAAUAAAACAGAAAAUCAGGCUCAAAUUAUAACACUUUUGAAAAGGAAAAUGUUAAUAACGAAAUGA
Nipponia nippon (crested ibis) is the source of this 1863-nucleotide messenger RNA. Lineage: Eukaryota; Metazoa; Chordata; Aves; Pelecaniformes; Threskiornithidae. The record is from RefSeq and is a predicted model, not a curated record.